Messenger RNA from Calypte anna (Anna's hummingbird), 2951 nucleotides. RefSeq names its product helicase, lymphoid specific (gene HELLS). The transcript is spliced from 22 exons. The coding region runs from base 32 to 2545 and encodes 837 amino acids. The record is from RefSeq and is a predicted model, not a curated record. NCBI's taxonomy places the organism in Eukaryota, Metazoa, Chordata, Aves, Apodiformes, Trochilidae. Gene Ontology annotation, cellular component: nucleus; pericentric heterochromatin. Gene Ontology annotation, biological process: negative regulation of gene expression via chromosomal CpG island methylation; DNA methylation-dependent constitutive heterochromatin formation; pericentric heterochromatin formation. Gene Ontology annotation, molecular function: ATP binding; chromatin binding; ATP-dependent chromatin remodeler activity.
CGGGGGGUUGGCGGGAGGGCAGCGCGAGGCAAUGCCGGCACAGAACGCGGGGAGCAGCGGCGAGCCGCUGGGAGCAGAGAUGGGCGAGCAGGCGGUGAUCACCCCGGCCAUGCUGGAGGAAGAGGAGCAGCUGGAGGCGGCGGGGUUGGAGCAGGAGAGGCAGAUGCUGGAGAAGGCCCGCACUACCUGGGACAGGGAGUCGAGUGAGAUGCGCUACAAGAGGCUCCAGCACUUGCUUGAGAAAAGCAACAUCUAUUCCAAGUUCUUGCUGACCAAAAUGGAGCAGCAGCAGCUGGAGGAACAGAGAAGGAAGGAGAAGUUAGAAAAAAAGAGAGAGAUGAUGUUAAAAUCUGCCAAGGGUCAAAAUGCAGUAGAUGGCAAAGAGGAGAAAUCAGGUGCCAAAAAGAAAAGGGGAAGGGAAGAUGGGACGUACAACAUCUCAGAAAUCAUGUCCAAAGAGGAAAUAUUAUCAGUGGCAAAAAAAAGUAAAGUGGAAAAUCAGGAGGAGGGCUCCUCUGACAACCUGUGUCCAGAAGAGGUGCAGAAAAACAGGGACUCCAACAGUGUCAUCAAGGACAGGCUGUGCCAGGCUGUCAGGCACAGUGCCAAGCACUUCCUGGACCCAGUACGGAAGUUCAACGGGCAGCCAGUCCCUUUCCAGCAGCCCAGGAUCUUCACUGGGGGUGUCAUGAGGUGGUACCAAGUGGAAGGCAUGGAGUGGCUCAGGAUGCUCUGGGAAAACGGGAUCAAUGGCAUUCUAGCUGACGAGAUGGGGCUGGGGAAGACCAUCCAGUGUAUUGCAACCAUAGCACUGAUGGUGGAGCGAGGAGUCCCUGGGCCUUUCUUAGUCUGUGGCCCUUUGUCUACUCUUCCAAACUGGAUGUCUGAAUUCAAGAGGUUCACUCCAGAGAUCCCCCUGAUGCUGUACCACGGGGCCCAGCAGGACCGGCGGAAGCUGGUUCGCAAGAUCCACGGGCGCCAAGGGUCCCUGCAGAUCCACCCCGUGGUCAUCACCUCCUUUGAAAUAGCCAUGCGUGACAGGAACGCCCUCCAGCAAUGCUUCUGGAAAUACCUGAUAGUGGAUGAAGGUCACAGGAUCAAAAACAUGAACUGCCGCCUUAUCAGAGAACUGAAACGGUUCAAUGCAGACAAUAAACUCCUCCUGACUGGGACUCCCCUCCAAAACAACCUGGCAGAGCUUUGGUCCCUGCUGAACUUCCUCUUGCCAGAUGUGUUUGAUGAUCUGAAGAGCUUUGAAUCCUGGUUUGAUAUCACCAGCAUUACAGAAACUGCUGAAGAUAUUAUUGCUAAAGAAAGGGAGCAAAACAUACUGCAUAUGCUGCAUCAGAUCCUGACUCCCUUCCUACUGAGGCGGCUGAAAUCCGACGUUGCCCUGGAGGUUCCCCCCAAACGAGAGGUUGUGGUCUAUGCCCCCCUGGCAAAGAAGCAAGAAACUUUCUACACUGCCAUUGUCAACCGUACCAUCAGGAAGCUGCUGGGCAGUAGUGAGGAAGAAGUGGUGGAGCUGAGUCCCACGGGCCGGCCCAAGCGCCGCAGUCGCAAGGUGGUUGAUUAUUGUGAAGAGCACAUUGGGUCACCUGAUGACGUGGAGAAACUGAUCAGCAAAAUGCAAGAGGAAGUAGAAAAAGAGAGGCCAGUAGUAGAAGUGAGCAUUCCUGUGGAGUCAGAGGUGAACCUGAAGCUGCAGAAUAUUAUGAUGCUGCUGAGGAAAUGCUGUAAUCACCCCUACCUGAUUGAAUACCCUUUGGACCCUGCUACACAGCAGUUCAAGGUUGAUGAAGAUUUAGUAAAGAACUCGGGCAAGUUUCUGCUCCUGGACAGAAUGCUUCCAGAGCUGAAAAAGAGAGGACAUAAGGUGCUGUUGUUCUCCCAGAUGACCAUGAUGCUGGAUAUUCUGAUGGAUUACUGCUACCUGAGAGGCUUCAGAUUCAGUCGCUUGGAUGGCUCCAUGUCCUACUCGGAGAGAGAAGAAAAUAUGCAUCAGUUUAAUACUGACCCUGAAGUCUUCCUGUUCCUAGUGAGUACACGAGCUGGAGGCUUGGGCAUUAACUUGACUGCAGCAGACACAGUCAUCAUCUAUGACAGUGACUGGAACCCCCAGUCAGACCUACAGGCUCAGGACAGGUGUCACAGGAUUGGGCAGACAAAGCCAGUGGUUGUCUAUAGACUUGUGACAGCAAAUACCAUUGACCAGAAGAUUGUGGAGAGAGCUGCUGCCAAGAGGAAGCUGGAGAAGCUGAUUAUCCACAAAAAUCAGUUUAAAGGUGGCAAAUCUGGCCUAGCACAGUCCAAGAGCUGCCUGGACCCUCAGGAAUUAUUGGAAUUACUGAAAUCCAGAGACUAUGAGAGGGAGGUUAAAGGCUCUAAAGAAAAAGUAAUCAGUGAUAAAGACCUAGAGCUACUCUUGGAUAGAAGUGACCUUAUUGCUCAGAUGAAGACCUCUGACAAAAUGAAAAAGGAGAAAACAGGAGUCUUCAAGGUCCUGGAGGAAUCAUCAGACCCCAGUGCAGAGUGUGUGUUCUGAGGUGCAGAGCUCCCAGCACUGACAUCACCUUCUCCAGAGAUGUUCCUUCUUUUCCUGCUGACUUUUCCAGGCCUUGUUCAGACCCCUCCUGUUCUCCAGGCAGUUGCAACGUGUUCCUGGUGUCAGGCAGGUGAUGGCUUUCUGUUGUAGCUUUGGUAGGCUCCCAUAAACCAUUAAGAAAACGAGCACGUUUCGUAUUUGCUGCCAGCUUUUUAAGAUCAGUGGUAAAACCUGGCAAAUUUGGGUAAAAAUCUUCCUGUGGAAGUCUUUACAAAAAGAAAAACCAAACCCAAACUUCUUUGUGGUGUCAAUUACAGUUUUCUUUGGAAGAGAGAACACGUGCCUGUGUCACAGCCACUUGUGUAGCUUCUGGUUUUAAUUGCUGCAAAUGAUGAUGAUGAAAUAA